AAGAAGUUUAAAUUGUAGUUGAUUAAAAAAAUAUAUCAAAAGAGUUUCUCGUGAUAGCGGUGUAUUGUUGGUUAUUUUUCAAUAUAAAUUUUUUUAUAAAACUUAGUGACUGAAAAGUAUAUAAAAAUGGUAUCACUAAAUCCCAUCAGAAUAUUGAAAAAUGAGGCUGAAGAGGAGAAAGCCGAAGUUGCUCGUAUGUCUAGCUUCAUCGGGGCUAUCGCAAUUGGCGACUUAGUCAAAAGCACCCUUGGUCCGAAAGGAAUGGACAAGAUUUUAGUAUCUUAUGGACGAAACGCUGGACAGGUUGAAGUAACAAAUGAUGGUGCUACUAUUUUGAAGUCUGUGGGAGUAGACAACCCCGCAGCUAAAAUAUUAGUCGAUAUGUCGAAAGUUCAAGACGAUGAAGUAGGAGAUGGAACCACAUCAGUAACAGUUUUGGCUGCUGAACUACUACGUGAGGCAGAGAAAUUGAUAGAGCAAAAGCUUCAUCCUCAAACUAUAAUAGCUGGUUGGCGCAUAGCCGUUGAAGCAGCAAAGCAAGCUUUGGCUGACGCUAGUUUCGAUCACCAGAAGAACUUUAAUGAAUCAGCGCUUAGGGCAGAUUUGGAGAAUAUUGCUCGCACAACUUUAAGUUCCAAAAUUCUAUCCAACCACAAGGAACAUUUCACAAAAUUAGCUGUAGAUGCAGUUCUUAGGCUCAAAGGUUCAGGUAAUUUGAAGGCUAUCCAAAUUAUCAAGAUAUCAGGUGGUGUUCUGGAAGAAUCUUUUUUGGAUGAGGGAUUCCUUUUGAAUAAAAAGGUGGGAGUACAUCAACCUAAACGGAUUGAAAAUGCUAACAUUUUGAUCGCAAACACACCUAUGGACACUGACAAAAUUAAAGUUUUUGGUUCCACAAUUAAAGUGGAUUCAAUGGCAAAAAUUGCUGAACUCGAAGUAGCUGAGAAAGAAAAAAUGAAGGACAAAGUUAACAAAAUCCUGGCUCACAAAUGCAAUGUGUUCAUUAACAGACAACUUAUUUACAACUACCCAGAACAAUUAUUUGCUGAUGCUGGAGUUAUGGCUAUUGAACAUGCAGACUUUGAUGGUAUUGAACGUCUUGCCCUUGUUACGGGUGGAGAAAUUGUGUCAACAUUUGAUUCACCUGAUAAAGUUAAACUGGGACACUGCAAAGUCAUUGAACAGGUGCUCAUUGGAGACGAGUGCCUCAUUCGUUUCUCCGGAGUGGAGUUGGGAGCGGCGUGCACGAUUGUGAUCCGCGGCGCCACACAACAGGUCAUCGACGAGGCGGAGCGCUCUCUGCACGACGCGCUGUGCGUGCUCGCUGCCACUGUCAAGGAACCUAAAGUUAUUUUCGGAGGAGGCUCUAGCGAGAUGUUAAUGGCUGAAGCAGUGUCGCGUGCCGUGGCCCGCACGGCCGGCAAGGAAGCGGCGGCCGCCGAGGCGUUCGCGAUCGCCCUCCGCCGCCUGCCCGCCGCCGUCGCCGACAACGCCGGCUACGACAGCGCCGACCUCAUCGCCCGUCUGCGCGCGCACCACGCCCAGGGCGAGACCACCAUGGGACUUGACAUGGAGAAUGGUCGUGUAGGUGACAUGAAGAAGCUCGGUAUCACAGAGUCAUACGUCGUCAAACGUCAAGUAUUAUUAUCGGCGUCUGAGGCGGCUGAAGUCAUUCUUCGUGUGGACAACAUAUUAAAAGCAGCGCCUCGCCGUCGCGGCCCUGAUCGCCGUCCUUGCUAAAUAUUAAAAAAAUAUAUUUUAGUAAGAGAACCAUAAUAAAAUUGAUGAGCUUGUAAGGUUACAUGGAAAGCAUUUGGUGCGAAAGUAUAGUGUCACAGAUGGUUCUCAAAUUUUUUAUAUACUAAUUUGUUUGUCACCUUUAUUAAUUGAACUUUACGAUCUUAGCUUACAUUUCAAGUACUGCGAAUUUGCUUGUGUCUCGUUUAAAAUGUAUUAAUUACAGGUAAUUAUACCUGUUUUAUACUGUAACAAUGAUAGGUUUCCUUCUAGUGAAGCUAGCUGCAUUUUAAGUUUAGAAGAUAUUAUUUUAUUUCACAAUUAAUUUAACUUCUAUGUUUGGCUGAUGUUGCCUUAUGUAUUUACUUAAUAAUAAAAAACUUACAAAU
Molecule: messenger RNA, 2123 nt
Organism: Zerene cesonia (dogface butterfly)
Lineage: Eukaryota; Metazoa; Arthropoda; Insecta; Lepidoptera; Pieridae
Gene: CCT2
Product: T-complex protein 1 subunit beta
Exons: 10
Coding region: 127-1737 (536 amino acids)
Biological process (GO): protein folding
Cellular component (GO): cytosol; chaperonin-containing T-complex
Molecular function (GO): ATP-dependent protein folding chaperone; ATP binding; ATP hydrolysis activity
Source: RefSeq, a predicted model, not a curated record